This is a messenger RNA of Penicillium diatomitis, 816 nucleotides long. RefSeq names its product putative actin cytoskeleton protein (VIP1) (gene vip1). The transcript is spliced from 3 exons. Gene Ontology annotation, molecular function: RNA binding. The record is from RefSeq and is a predicted model, not a curated record. Lineage: Eukaryota; Fungi; Ascomycota; Eurotiomycetes; Eurotiales; Aspergillaceae. Bases 1 to 816 code for a protein of 271 amino acids.
AUGUCUGAGGCUUCGACUAUCCACGUUUCCAACAUCUCCCCCGCCACCACCGAGAAGGAGGUGCGCGAUUUCUUCAGUUUCUGCGGAAAGAUCACCAGUCUCUCUGUUACUCCCACCUCGUCCGAGGCCGAGGCGACCAAGUCGGCUACCGUGACCUUCGAGAAAGAAGCUGCCGCCAAGACUGCCCUUCUCCUCGAUCAGACCCAAUUGGGCUCAUCUGCUGUGCACGUCGAAGCUGCCAAGAGCAUCGGAACUUUAGCCCAGGAGUCCACCGCGGGCGCUACCGAUGUCGAGUCCAAGGAUGAGCACCACAUCCCUCAAGAGGAGAAGCCUCGCUCGCGUAUUUUCGCCGAGUACCUUGCCCAUGGAUACGUUGUGAGCGACAAGGCUCUCGAGAAGGCUCUCGAGUUGGACAACCAGCACGGUGUUUCCACCAAGUUCCAGAGCUACCUGACCAACUUGGACCAGAAGCUCGGCGCCACUUCUCGCGCGCGCGACCUCGACAACAACUACAAGAUCUCCGAUAAGGCCGUGAGCAGCUUUGGUGGUCUGGCAUCUUACUUUGAGAAGGCCAUUGGCACACCCUCCGGUCAGAAGCUCCGUGAAUUCUACCAGAAGACCGAGAAGCAGGUGCUGGACAUUCACGCCGAGGCUCGCCACCUGGCCAACCUCAAGCAGGGUAAGUCGAGUGAGGCCAAGACUGGCGAGUCGCAAGGUGUCGCUGCGUCUGCCAGCGAGGCCGCCGGCGUUGCCCCUGGAACCGUGCCCACUUCGGAGCCAGCUGGCACCACCGCCCCUGCUGAGCCUAAGGCUUAG